AGUUUGCCGUUUGCCCGUUACAUUUUGGCAGUGCUGUUGUUGUGAGAAAGAUUACGCGCGACUCCGGAAGAGACUUUGUCAAAUUGUGAUUUUGUGACUUAAACGGCUGCUGAAUUUCAUUUAGCUGUGCAACUGUAUGUUUAAGAAGACUGGAAAUCGGCUUCGUGUCUGUUAUUAGCUUGUUAUUUUCCGGCAGAGAACUAAAGAAAGUAUUCAUCUUCACUGGACACUUUCCGUCUAUCACCAUGUUUCCUCGAGCCAAAAUACAUCGAUUCAACGAAGUUAAAAGUGAUGUUCCUCCUCCAGGAACUUAUGAUCCCAAAUUUGAUGACAAGAAAUUUAAAGGGGUAGUCAUGGACAAAAUGACGCAUAGAUUUACUGAGCCCAAGCCUACAACAAAUGACGGUGUCCUGCAGCGUUCUGCAAGCUUGAAUGCCUUGCCUGUCUUCCGGACUCCUCAAAUGCCUAAGAAGUCAGUUAAGAAGUUGACACUAUCCACUACCAAGAAAAACCCUACACCUGGUGACAAAGUGAGAAGAAAUAUUGACAGUGAUUUCAGUAGCUCUGAAGACUUGACACCACUCAAAGACAAAUCUCAAUUAAUUUCUCUUGAAGAACAAUUGCAUGAAACUAACUGCAAAUUAUUAGACUCUGAAUCAAAAUGCAAACAAUUACAGAAUGACAUUUCAUCUGAUAAAGAAACCAUUGAGCGACUUGAACUGGAGAAAGCUGACUUGUCAAAGGAAGUUGAUCGUCUCAUUGAAGAGAUUGCUGAACAAAACUCUCGUCUUGCCAGUCUGUCUGAAUCAAUCCAUAUUUCAGAUGCUAAUCUUGCUGAGAGGAAAGCUGCUGUUUCUGAAUUGGAACAAUCCAAAACAGAACUGCUGCUUGAAAUGGAGAUUCUGAAAGACAGAGUAGAGCAAAACAAGUCUGAAAUGGAAAUGUCAGUCAGACGCUGCUUGGAGCUAGAAGGCUGUGUGGCUGAGGCCAAAGCUGAAAAUGAGAAGCUUGUACAGAUCCGCCUGUCUCUUUCUGAUGAGGUAGCAGAUCUAGGUGAACGUCUUAAUGAAGCUUCCAUGCAGAUCCAAGCAAGAGAAGAGCACUGUGAGACUUUGGAACAUGCUAAGCGUGAUUUACUCAUCCUAGUCGACGAAAAAUUACUCGCUCUUGACCAGCUUACUUCUGCAAUUGAUGAGUCUGCAAAGCACUCAGCACAACUUGAGGAAUUAUUAUCUGAAAGUAAAGCUCGUGUUUUUUCUCUAGAAGAAACAAAUUCUGCUCUUGAUCUUAAAGUUAUUGACUUAGAAGAGAAACUAUCUUCUGUCACUUCAGAGUUGGAGUCAUCACAGUCUAAGUGCCGAUCUCUUGAAGUUGAAAUUGAAAAGUGCAAAGAGAAGCUCCUUGACUCCCAAAACGCCAAAUCUGAUUUGAUGGCUCAAAUUUCGGAACUUGAAUGUAAUCUGGCAGCCCUGAAAGAGAGUCUUGCUGAAACAGCACAGUCUCUGACAGAUCAGAAAGCUCUUUGUCAAAGAGAGACUGAAGAGAAAGAGAAACUGCAGAAACAGGUUGAGGAGCUUGGUCUCCUCUCAGCUGACCUGAAUCAAAAACUACAGCAACGACAAGAGUUAAUUCUUGGUUUGCAAUCUGAUCUCUCUAACUCAAGCUGUGAACUGGAGGAACGCCGUGCUGAGGCUGAACGUCAGGCCAAAGAGUACAGAGCUGAAAUAGAGCAAAUCUGUUUAAAGCACAAUGAAGAUCUGUCUUUGGUUCAAAAAGAUUUGGAGAAAAACGUUGCUGAUUGUGAAGCCAGAGUAGCUCAGGCCCAGGCAGAGCAUGAAUAUGAAUUGGCAAAUCUGAGGGAUUUGGCUUACAAAUUGGAGCAGCAAGUCUUGGAUGAGAGGAAAACACAGAAAACAUUGCAGGAAGAGCUUGAUGUUGAACAGGACCAACAUCAGCGCCAGAUCCAGGCUCUCACUGAAAAUAUUCAGAACUCUACUUCUCAAAGAGACCAUCUGGAGACUGCUUUGGCUGAGUCUCAAGCGGAACUGCAGGCGAUGCAGGUUUCCUAUGACCACCUGGAUCAUGAAAUGGUAGAGCAGGUUCAGCAAUACAAGGGAAUGAUCUCUGAAGCCCAAUCUAAAUUACAUGCCGCUGAGGAGGCUCUUAAGGAGGAAAAGCUGAAAGCAAAACAAUACAUAGAAGAGGUGACACACAACAGUGAAAGACGUAUCUCAGAAAUUGAACAGAGAACACGCUUAGCACUGGAGGAGGCAGAGAUCAAGUUGGAAGCAGCAGAGGCUGCUUACACUCAAACCCUACAACAAGUUCGUGAUGAUACUCAAGCUCUGGUGAAGGCUACUCGUUCAGAUGCAUUGCAAGAACUGGAAAAAGUCAAAGCUGAAACUGAACAGAAAGUAAUGCAAGCCAAAGAAGAAGUUUCAACUUUAUCUUCUAAACUUGAAGAAGUGCAAGAGGAGUUGCGCCAAGUGUCAACUAUUAAGGAUGAUCUCAGAACUUCUAAUCUGGACAAAGAAAUGACUAUCGUGGAGCUUAAAGACAAAAUGAAUAUCAUGGAAACUCAAUUGGCACAAAGCCAGAGACAGCUUGAUGAAGCUCAGGAUGAAUUGGAAGCUGUAAAGAACGAGCUUGAAUUGAUGAAAAAAAUUAGGAGGAAUCUUGAAAUACUUGGCAACGAAACUCUAGCUAUUGUCAAUGCUGUCAGUAAACGACUGAUUGACAGUGAUGAAGAAGUUGAUCGUCUCUCUCAAAUGAAUUGUGCACUCGAGACUACCUUAAAUGAGCAGAAGGAAAGUCUGAUUGAGAUGGAGGAGGAAAAUGUUCGUGACAUUCAAGAAAUGAGAAACAACCUUCUCGAAAAAGUUGAAAUCUUCAAACAAAAGUGUGUUGAUGAAAAUACUCGCCUCUUGAGUGAAAUCAAAAUACUUCAGGAAAGUGUAGAGAUGUAUGCUAACCAACUGGAUGAAGCCAACAGAAAUAUUGAAAUUUUAGAAAAAGACAGAGAUGAGCAAGGUGUAAUCAUUGCUAGCCUUCAUCAAACUACUAAUGAACUGCAAGCUACUCAGGAUUUCCUAGCCAAUCAGGUAGAAGAUUAUUUAUCUGUCAAAAAAGCCCACCAACUAAUUCAGAAGGAACUUACUGAAUGCAAGGAUUCUCUUGAAAAGGCAAAGGCUGAUGCAGCUGAUGGGGAGAUGGAAAUCCAACACCGUGAAAAGCAAAUCAAUGAUCUCACCAAUCAGGUCGAUGAUUUGAAUGACAAAGUAAUGGAACUCCAGGGUGUUAUUCUUGAGUUGGAGACUGCUGGAGUUGAAUCAGAGCAAGAAGUUAUCAAGCUAGAAAGAAAGCUAGAACAGCAAAAGGACUCUGCCUUGAAAUGUGAUUGGCAGAUUGGUGAGCUCACUCGUGAAAAUGAGGAGUUACGUAUGCAGGUUGGAGAUCUAAAUAGAGGUUUAGAGGAGGAGAAAUCAUCUGCCAAGAAGGCUAUAGAUGAGCUUGUGUCAGCAAAAGCAGAGCUCCAAAGUCAAUUGGACUCUCUAAACACGGUUCUUGAGUGCCACAAAAUGAAUGUGUUUAAGGCAAGAGAAAGAAUUGAAACAUUGGUUAAUGUUGUUGCAAGGAAAGAAAGUGAAUUGGAAGAGAAGGCUUCAGAAAUGAAUGAGCUGAAGGAUGAGUUAAUGUCUAAAACAAAUCAGCUGUCUGAGUUGGCAGUAAUCAUAUCCGACAAAGAUCAAGCGCUCUUGUGUCUUCAUCGUGAGGCUGACAAUCUCAGAGAUACUGUACGGGCUAAAGAUGAGCAAAUUACCAAUAUUUUCAAUGACUUAGAUUUUGAAAAGGUUUUCCGUAAAGAAUGUGAACUAAAGAUAGCAGAAAUGCUGCAAGAAAAGCUGGGCAAUGAGGUAUUAAUAGAAGACAUGAAGGAGAAAGUUUUUGAGCUUGAAUCGACCAUAACUGAGAAAAAUAUUAGUAUCACUUCAUUGGAAGCAAAAGUUGAGGAGUCAUCUGAAAGAAUCAGUAUUCUGAAGGCUGAAGCAGAAGAUAGUCUGAAGCAAAUCACUGAAGCAGAAAAGACAAUUGUAAUCCUGGAAGCAGGCAGAAUUAAAACAGAAACCGAUUUGGAUUCUUUGAAUGUGAAAGUUGCUGAACAAUCUGAGAUUAUUGAAAAGCAAUCAGUAAAUAUUUCUGAAUUAGAUGCAGAGGUUCAAAACCAAUCAGAUUUGGCCAAGUUUUUGCAAACUAGAGUUGAAGAGAAUCGCAAGGAAGUAGAAAAACUGGAAGAAGAUAAAAUGGCUUUGCAAAGUGAAAUAAGCUCAUUAAAAAUGCAAAAUGAAAUGAUUCAAUGGGAAAAUGAAGAGUCAUUACAGAAAGCUAAAAAGGAAGUUGAGUCUCAAAAGGAAGAGAUACUUGCAUUAACUGAUCAAGUUAAAAAGAUAAGACUUGAUGUAGAGAAAGAGAAAACUGUAGGCCGCGAACGAGAAGAAGCUUUGACAGAAGAAAUAUCUUCCCUUAAAAUUUCUUUAGGAGCAAAAACUCAAGAAGUUGGUACUGUUCGAGGAAGAGUGCAGCACCUUGAAGCUGAAUUAGAGCAGACCACUCGCCGGAAGGAGACCUACAAAGCUGCAGUUGUUGAACUACAGCAAGCCAUCAAACAAAGCCGAUCUAAGAUGUCAAGCUUAGAAGAUGAUUUGAAAGCCACACAACAGAAGCUUACUAAUGAACGAGAAAGUCAUUCUAAGGAACUUGAAAAUCUGCGUGAAACUUCAGCAAAUGCAACUUCUUGGGAACAACGUUACUAUGAAUUGGAAGCUUUGGUUGGUCCAUUCCGUGAGCAGCUCGAAGCUUUUGAAUCUGACAGGCAGGCCCUAGCCAUUAGGAAAGAAGCUGCUGAAGGUGAAGUAAAAGAACUUUCACAGCGAUAUGCCCAGAUCCUUGGACACCAAAAUCACAAGCAAAAGAUUCAUCACGUUGUGAAAUUGAAAGAGCAGAUUCUAGACUUAAAAAAAGAAAACGACAAACUUGAGACUCAGACCCGUGCUCAGAAGCGUACCAUUGACAGGCUGAAAGAUGAACUCACACGCGCCACCGGUCAAUCACGCUUCAACCCGUCUAUGGCAUUCAAACAACAACCAGAUGACUCAUUUCAGAACCGCUUGUCCCUUGCACACUCUAAAUCAUUCUUGGAGAAUUCAGGUCUUUCAAAGAGCUUCCGUGUACCCAUGCAUCAGUCAACUGUGAAAAAGGGUAAAGAAAACAUGUCCACUUUUGAGUCAUCAACUCCUCUCUCUGCUCGCACUACGUCUAAGGUAAAGGAGGAGCUACUUAGCCCAGCACGUCACAGUCCUGCACGUAACAGUCCUGUGGGAAGCCCUGCAACUCCUUUGAAGGAGGUCCAAAACCAACAGUCAGUCAAUUAGAGUAACACAAACCAAAGUAUUUUUUAAAAAAUGAUCUCUGAAACCACAUUUUUUUCUUCAGUUUAUCAUGUACAUCUUAGAUAAUUAUCUUUUGCAUGGUUACUUUUUCUUUAAAGUUAUUUCUUGAAAUGGGAGAUUAAUCUCAUUGAUUUGCUGUUUGCUUGAAGGUGAUUGAUUCAAUUCACAUCAUAAUCUAUCUAUUUAAUUUGGUACUAAAAUUAUGUUUUAGCUGCUGUCAUAAUUAUGUAGUGAGUGUUUUACCCCAGGUAGUUAGUUAAGAUGUUAUUUUGUUAUAUAGUGUGUGUUGCUGUAUUUUAAUAUUUAGCUCUAUGUAUUUUGAUUCUGAUCCAGUCAGAAACAUGCCACACCUCAGUUCCUUUUCAUGACUUAUGCCAACUUGGGCAGAAAGACCUAGUUUUACUUUUUGCUUGAUGUGUGUGCAGUGUUUUAUUAUUAUUGUCUAGUAUAGAAGCCAGUAGGUGAACAGACUGAUGUGUAUGGCAUAUCAACUGGGAAGGAUGAAAAGCUCAUGUUGAAUAUUUUCUUUUACUUUUUUGUUCGUUAAUGAGUGUGACCUUACACUUUUUUAGUUUUCUGUACUUGUACAGAUCAAAUAGUCAUGUAAUAUAUUAGGUUUAGACAUAUUGUAAAUAUCUUUUACAUGUCACAGUGCAUUCAAAGUGCACUGCAACCACUCCUCAACACUGCCAUGUGUGCCUUUAUUCUUGAUUUUUCAGAAUACAUCGGCCAUUUUCAAUGUUCAAAUUUUAAAACUUGUAAUGUACAAAGGUAGCAAGGCUUUGUAAAUUCAAAGCUGUGUGUAAUUCUUUUAUAUUAAAUGAUUAAAAAUUAUUUUUCUUUGA
This is a messenger RNA of Frankliniella occidentalis (western flower thrips), 6292 nucleotides long. Its product is annotated as early endosome antigen 1-like. The coding region runs from base 246 to 5429 and encodes 1727 amino acids. Gene Ontology annotation, molecular function: hyaluronic acid binding. The transcript is spliced from 6 exons. The record is from RefSeq and is a predicted model, not a curated record. NCBI's taxonomy places the organism in Eukaryota, Metazoa, Arthropoda, Insecta, Thysanoptera, Thripidae.